Messenger RNA from Cyphellophora europaea CBS 101466, 2424 nucleotides. RefSeq lists its product as uncharacterized. Gene Ontology annotation, cellular component: cytoplasm. The coding region runs from base 1 to 2424 and encodes 807 amino acids. NCBI's taxonomy places the organism in Eukaryota, Fungi, Ascomycota, Eurotiomycetes, Chaetothyriales, Cyphellophoraceae. The record is from RefSeq and is a predicted model, not a curated record. The transcript has 2 exons.
AUGGGAAACUCGCAGACCAAGGAAGCACGCGGCCACCCUGCCUCCCGGGUCAGCGGCAGUAGCAGCCCUACUCAAAGACAAGAUCCCACCAUUCCCACCCCAGAGCCAAGCACCAGAAGCCUUCUUUCCUCUCGCCAGCGGGGAAAUAGCCGGCCAGAUUUCUCGUUCCUCGGCAUCGGCGGGAACGGCGACCAAGAUGUUCUUUCGUUGGAGCAGCGCCGUGAGAACAAGGUCGAGCGCGAAGCGCGCAAGGCCGAUAAAGAACGCCAGGCCCGACUCAAAGAGCGAGAGCGCAGCAUGAGGGAAGAGAAUAUCGAUGGAGGGUAUCUUGUGACCCAAGGUGUCUAUGUUGGGGUGGAAGACUACAACAAGGCCAUCGUUAGGCAGUUGAUGAUCGAGAGGCGUCUUGCGCCGUUCUGGAGGGGUCUGAACGACUUUUCGGAGUCAUGGGCAGAACAUCAGCUUAUGGCAGCUGCCCGCGGCAUGGAAAUCCCUCCGGCCGACGAAGUACCCCCGGAACUGGAAUACCGACUUUCCAAGAAGCCCACGACAGAUUCGAAGGACAAGUCUAUCAAGAGCCUGACACUGCCCAUCGGUGGUCGUUCACAAUCAUAUCAAUCCGAUACUUCCGGGCCCAUCUCACCGAUGAACAAUUCAUUACCAGUGUCUUCCCCAACAUCACCGCUACCAUCGUCGUCCCCAGGAACACCGCUUUUUCGAGCGAGAGCAAAGACUCUAGCCUCCCUAACAACGUCUUCUCGCAACAAUAGCCAGGCGGAUAUGACGCCACGAGAAUUCCAGCUACCUCCGGAUCCCUUCGUGAACGGACAGCCCAUCGAAGUCUACCUUUACAAAGACGCAUCGGAAUGUCCCAUUUGCUUCCUCUACUAUCCUCCCUACCUCAACACUACAAGAUGCUGUGAGCAGCCUAUCUGCUCGGAGUGUUUCGUACAGAUCAAGCGCCCCGACCCACACCCUCCGGAACACGAGACGCCUGAUCCCAACGCUCCACCGUUGUCGGAAGAGGAUCGUCAGGCCCAGCAGGAAGGUCUACUUGUCUCAGAGGUUGCAACAUGCCCAUACUGCAAGCAACCGGAGUUUGGUAUCACUUACCCACCUCCUCCUUUUCGGCGGGGCCUCACCUACGGCUCUAGCUCCCAGCCUUAUCAGAUCAGGUCAGCCAUGUCUUCGCAAACUUCUAUCUCUUCCUCCGGAAUGUCGCCGUCGGGACGACGUAGGGGAACGUCUCUCUCGGCCACUGCUCCGGAGGUCAUCACCACUGAUAAAGUUCGCCCAGAUUGGGCAAACAAACUUGCAACGGCGAGGGCUCAUGCCGCCCGCAGGUCAGCUGCAGCAACCGCGCUCCACACGGCUGCAUAUAUGAUGAACGGUCAAGCAGAUCCCAGAGCUUUCGGCCCGUUCGGCCGACGCAGCGUUCUUCGUCGGCCUACAGGCGAUAACCCCGACGGACAGAGCCCGCAUCUGAGCGCAUUAUCCAUGCUUGCUGAGAGGCAUGCUGGAAGGCAACAAGAAGAGGGACAAGGACGGGCAAAUCCGUUUCUGGCUCCUCCGCGCGCCAGCAGCAACCGCCGCAGUCGCAUGGAUGAUCUAGAAGACAUGAUGAUGAUGGAAGCUAUACGCCUCAGUCUCGCGUCGGAAGAUGAACGGCGAAAGAAAGAAGAGAAAGAGGCCAAAAAAGAGGCCAAGAAGAAAGCCAAAGAGCAGAAAAAAGAAGAAAAGGCUGCGCGAAAGAGUACCCUCUUUCCUACGUAUUCCAACACCAGCAUUGGAGAUGGCGCGAGCAGCUUAAUGGAACGUUCUCGCAGUAACCUCUCCUCGGUCCCUGACGAAGACCAUGAGAUCGGUAAGGGCAAAGGCAUCGAGAGAGGAGAGUCGCCGUUGGAAGAAGACGGCGAUUCGAGAGCCGGCGAGGGCUUGCGAAUGUCACGCUUCCCAGAACUCUCCUUAUCCGGUACCAGUCAAGAGUCUCUUGCCCCCAGUAUUCCUAUACCGGGUUCUGGGGAGCCUUUAAGGCCGUCGCACCUACGACACAUGUCAAACGCUUCUUCAGCGGCAUCCUCCAUCGCAGAAAUUGGGCCCUCCGGCUCUGUGCCUACAGGAUCCACUCCGCCAGAACCGAUGUUCAACUUCCAAAGCCUUGCUGCCAUGAUCGACGAAGAUGACAAAGCCGAUGCCUCGACUCAUGUAGAGCACGCUGUGCCGAAUGGAACGGCGUUAGCUCUGGGAAGACCAGAGAGCCGAAACGGCGAGCGUGCUUCAGCUUCCGAGACCGUGGCUCAGUCUGAUGCUUCUGCAUUGAAGCAGCUCGCGAAGCCCGGAGAGAGUGUGCAAAAGGAGAAGAAUCCCAUUCCUGCUACGGUCGAGUUUGAGGAUCGCAAUGAAUUGACACGGCAAGAACUGUAG